Molecule: messenger RNA, 1002 nt
Organism: Triticum dicoccoides
Lineage: Eukaryota; Viridiplantae; Streptophyta; Magnoliopsida; Poales; Poaceae
Exons: 3
Coding region: 34-600 (188 amino acids)
Source: RefSeq, a predicted model, not a curated record
GCAGGGGCAGGGCACAGACCGCCCGUCAACGCAAUGGCGACCUCCGCGCUUUCCUGCUCCCCCGGCCUUCUCUUGACCCUCUUCCUCCUUGCCACGUCGGCGGCCUCGGAGGUGACCGUGCGCAUCACGCACACCAUGAUCGGGUGCUACCCGGCGGCCACCAACGACAGCAGCUUCAACGCGACGGCGUUCCGAGCCAGCCUGCUCCCGCUCCUCGGCGCGCUCCCAUCUGCCGCCGCGCCGACGGGCUUCGCGUCCCUGAGGUCCGACCGCGCGUUCGCCCGCGGGGUCUGCUUCGGCGACGCCGCGCCGUCCGGCUGCCUCGGGUGCCUGUCCGUGGCGGGCAAGAACCUGACCGACGGCUGCGGCGCCACCAUCCGGCUUGCCGGCGUCUGGAACGACGGCUGUUUCGUGUCGUAUGCCGACACCGCCGCCCCCUCGGGCACCACACUGGUCUCCACUGCGCUGGUGCCUCGCAGCGAACCCAGCGACCCCAGCGACCCCAACGGCUUCAGCAACCUUACUAUCGGUCUCUUCUACGCCCUUGUAGCCAUGCAGUUCAUCAACCUGAUGCUGACAAUCGCUAAUGUUUUAAACUGACCGGUGAAGAGAAGAAUGCAAUGGAUGAAGAUGAAGAGCCACCCGAUCCUCUUAGCCGUGUUCAUCCUCGCUGUCAUUUGCAUCGUACCCCUCUUGGCUUUCUUCAUUUGUGUGUUGCUCUUAUGUUGUUGUUAAUUAAACCCAUGGCGUAGGGUUGUAGUGAAGCAGACAGACAGAGUAGUAUGUAGUACUAUGUAGUAGUAUAUCUUUGGAUCACCCUUAAUUGCUAGGGAUUAAUUAGCUGGCCGCCUUAAUUUUCGAGCUACUGCAUGUACGACAUACGUACGCGAUCCAUCUCUGAGUGUCAAAGUAGGCGUGCGUUGGGUCGAUCUCCAUGCUACUCCAGAUAGGGAAAUGGUGGGUGGUACGCACCACUGGCAGCCUCACAGAUUAAUCUCGACC